Messenger RNA from Sebastes umbrosus (honeycomb rockfish), 2775 nucleotides. RefSeq names its product kelch-like family member 5 (gene klhl5). The record is from RefSeq and is a predicted model, not a curated record. Gene Ontology annotation, molecular function: protein binding. Bases 196 to 2574 code for a protein of 792 amino acids. The transcript has 13 exons. Lineage: Eukaryota; Metazoa; Chordata; Actinopteri; Perciformes; Sebastidae.
UUUCCUAUCUCUCUCCUCUCUCUCUAUCUCUCCAUAUACUCCAGUAUGUUCAGCUCACUACAUCCAGUCGCGGUUAACGGGCGCGUGCGGUUGCCAGGAGAGACGCGCGUACAGUAACCGUGUAGAGCUCUCUAACGGCUGAGAGGAGCUCGGGCUCUCCCCCGCGCCAUUUCUCUCCUGGUCUCGAGCCCUGGAAUGUCGAGCAGCGGCUCGGGCUCUUCCUCGCGGAAGGAAUUCGACGUGAAGCAGAUCCUGAGGAUCAGAUGGAGGUGGUUCGGUCACCCCGCGGUUCCUCCGCCGCACUCCCCGCCGCUGGGAGACUACUUCGCCGGGAGGAGAGCGGGCGGCAGCGGAGGAGACGGAGCUUCAGUUAGCGGUUGUAACAACUCGAAUUCAGCCAGCGGUGCGAACCCGGGUCACAGCGGGCUGGUGGCCAGCGGCAGCGCCGGGUCUAACCUGUGUAACGGCAGCAACAGAAAGUUUGCUGAUCCGUUGGGAGGGAGUCGGAGCGGUCCGGGUCCGGGAGGAGCGGCAGGAGGAGCGACGGGGAGCUCCUGUCCGCGCUCCUUCAGUCAGCCCGAGUGCAGGAGCCCCGCCGCUGCCGCGCUGUCCUGGGUCUCCCCGCCGCCGACUCACCGUCGCUUGCGUCCGGCGACGACGAGCAUGGAGCCUCCCGGAGCCGGAGGCGAGGCUGCGGUGCCCCAGCUGGUACCCGAACCAGCCGUGGUUGUUGAGGAGGAGGCGGUGGUCGCGGUGGCAACUGCAGCGUCCGGCACCGAGGAUAACAACAAUCACCCGGAAACCGACUCCAGCUCCUGCAGGACGUCUAACAGCAGCGCCACACUGUCCUCAUGCGUGUCGAUGGAGCCAUGUGCGUGUCCGGAGGAGUGUAUGUUCACCGCUCUGUCCCACGCCGACGUCUCUUUCCGCAAAAUGGAGGGCUACCUGAGAUCCCGACAGCUUUGUGAUGUCAUACUGGUGGCUGGAGAAAGGCGGAUACCUGCACACAGACUGGUCCUCUCAUCCGUGUCGGACUACUUUGCGGCCAUGUUCACCAGUGAUGUGAGGGAGGCCAAGCAGGACGAGGUGAAGAUGGAAGGAGUAGACCCUGAUGCAUUGUGGGCCCUGGUGCAGUAUGCAUACACAGGCCGUCUCGAGUUGAGGGAGGACACCAUUGAGUCUCUGCUGUCAGCCUCCUGCCUGCUGCAGUUGUCGUCAGUGGUUCAGGCGUGCUGUUCGUUCCUCAUGAAGCAGCUCCACCCCUCCAACUGUCUGGGUAUCCGCUCCUACGCCGACGCUCAGGGCUGCAAUGACCUGCAGAGGGCCGCUCACGCCUACACCAUGGAACACUUUUUAGAGGUGGUGGGAGGCCAGGAGUUUCUGUUGCUCCCAGUGGAUGAGAUGGAGAGGCUGAUCACGUCUGAUGACGUCAACGUGCCAGAUGAGGAAACCGUGGUAACCUCUUUGCUUACGUGGGUCCGUCAUGACGCUGACACACGACAGCGUCACCUACCCGUGCUGCUGGCUCACAUCCGACUGCCGCUGCUGCAGCCACAGUUCUUGGCAGACCUGGAGUCCAACCCUCUGCUCCGGGACAGUAUGGAGUGCCAGCGGCUUCUCAUGGAGGGGAUGAAGUAUCACCUCUUGCCCCAGCGCCAGCCGCUGCUUCAGAGUCCCCGCACCCGGCCCCGCAAGGCCACCGUUGGGGCCAUGUUCGCCGUAGGGGGCAUGGAUGCUACGAAAGGUGCUACCAGUAUCGAGCAGUACUGCCUGCGUCAGGACACGUGGCGGCAGGUCGCCACCAUGAGCGGACGGAGACUACAGUUUGGUGUAGCUGUCCUUGACGGCCGUCUCUACGUGGUUGGUGGCCGAGAUGGCCUCAAGACCCUCAACACUGUGGAGUGUUACAACCCGCACAGCAAGGCCUGGAGCGUCAUGCCUCCCAUGUCCACACACAGGCAUGGCUUAGGCGUAGCUGUCCUCGAGGGCCCCAUGUACGCAGUAGGAGGACAUGAUGGCUGGAGCUACCUCAGCACAGUGGAGAGGUGGGACCCCCAAGCUCGCCAGUGGAGCUUUGUUGCAAGUAUGGCUACACCCAGAAGCACAGUGGGAGUAGCUGUACUCAAUGGCAAGCUGUAUGCAGUAGGAGGUCGUGACGGCUCAUCCUGCCUGCGCUCAGUGGAGUGUUUCGACCCCCACACCAACAGGUGGAGUGGUUGUGCUCCUAUGGCUAAAAGGCGUGGAGGUGUGGGUGUGGCCACGUGGCAUGGCUUCCUGUACGCCAUCGGAGGUCACGAUGCUCCGGCUUCAUCUCUUUCAUCUCGGCUAAGUGACUGUGUGGAGAGGUAUGACCCCCAGACAGAUGUGUGGACUGCAGUUGCCCCCAUGAGCAUCAGCAGAGAUGCUGUUGGUGUUUGUCUCCUUGGCGACCGUCUCUUUGCAGUGGGCGGUUAUGACGGGCAGGUGUAUCUCAAUACUGUAGAGGCCUACGACCCUCAGACAAACGAGUGGACACAGGUAGCACCUCUGUGUCUGGGCAGGGCAGGAGCAUGUGUGGUGGCCGUCAGACUGUGAAAACACAAACGCCAACAUCCUACGGCGGACUGUGCAUGAUGUGGCUCAGAUCCUCUGUGUUACCGCUGACAUGGUCCCUGAAGUCACACCGAGAAACCCAUCUGCCUGCCAGCAUGUGACCAAUGCGGUGAAGUGAGAGACUGAUUACUGAACGCACUUUGGGUUUUACACUUUGGUGAAGUCAGAUUCAACUCACCUCAA